Solea solea (common sole) is the source of this 1366-nucleotide messenger RNA. Its product is annotated as microfibrillar-associated protein 3-like. Bases 174 to 1118 code for a protein of 314 amino acids. The transcript has 4 exons. Lineage: Eukaryota; Metazoa; Chordata; Actinopteri; Pleuronectiformes; Soleidae. The record is from RefSeq and is a predicted model, not a curated record.
CACGCCCACUCACUUCUACCUGCGCUGGACCAGGAAGUGGACGUUGUGUUUUUGUUCGCGUUCAACUUAAAAUCAAUGAGACACAAAACUGCUGAAUGAUGUUUGAAGGUGGAUGAAGGUGUUCUCUGUUUGAUCUGCAGGUUUUUUUGUGUGGAGCCGCGUGUCUGUUCGUCAUGUCCCUGUCACACCUGCUGCUCGCCGUCCUGCUCCUGCAGGUGGCAGACGCGGCUCAGAACAGGUCAGAGGUCACCGCCGAUGGCCCCACCGGCCGGGACGUGGUGGUGAAGGAGGGAUCGGACUCGCUCAUCGAGUGCAACGUGACCGGGAGGAUUCAUGGCGGCGUAAAGUGGUACGACUCCAAGGGAGCUCUGCUGGGCGAGGGCGACGCAGGUGGGAAGUGGCAGAUUCAGGACAAUGGCGUCCUCAACAUUAGCAGCGUCUCCUUCGACGAUCGAGGCCGCUACACGUGCGUGGCCUCCAUCGGCGCCGGCGAGACCCAGAACUACACGGUCACGCUGCGCGUCGCGUACACGGAGAGCGGCCUGGGCCUGUACUACGUCAUCGUGUGCCUGGUGGCCUUCACCAUCACCAUGAUCCUGAACGUGGCGCGGCUCUGCAUGGUCAGCAGCCACCUCAAGAAAACCGAGAAAGCCAUCAACGAGCUGUUCCGCAGCGAGGGCGCCGAGAAGCUGCAGAAGGCCUUCGAGGUCGCCAAGCGCAUUCCGAUCAUCACGUCGGCCAAGACGCUGGAGCUCGCCAAGGUCACGCAGUUCAAGACCAUGGAGUUCGCCCGCCACAUCGAGGAGCUGGCACGGAGCGUCCCGCUGCCGCCGCUCAUCCUCAACUGCAGAACGGGGGCGGAGGAGAUCGGCGCGGAGACUACGGCUAACUUUGGGUCCGACCCCGCAUCGUCCGGCGGGGCGGCGAUGUGUCGGAGCCAGCAACAAGCCAUUGGCCCGCCCCGCUCGGACCCAAUCACAGAGGAGGAGGAGGAGGAGGAGCAGGAAGUCUGCCAGGCGCUGCUGUCCAGUGAGAGGCGAGGAAACGAUGGAGGCGGCGACGUCAAAGUGUCCAUCCACACCAUUUCAGAGAAGGAGGCGGAGUCUGAAACAAAGUGAACAACGAGCAGAGGAAGGAAAAUCUGAUUUAUGAUGAAGACGCCUUGAAUGUGGAAAACAAAAUACGCAAGUUUGUAUGAACCCAAUGUAUGGAAGGCAAAUAGUGACUCGUUUGGAGUGAAGUGAGUCAUUUAAAAGUCUGUAUUUGCAGGUUAAUCAUAAUCUGAAAGUCUCUCAAAACACGUGUGAUGUAUUUGUGUUGACAAACUUGAAGUUCAUAGAUUAAAUAAAGUAAAAACAUGACCUUU